Molecule: messenger RNA, 770 nt
Organism: Rhopalosiphum padi (bird cherry-oat aphid)
Lineage: Eukaryota; Metazoa; Arthropoda; Insecta; Hemiptera; Aphididae
Product: nucleoside diphosphate kinase-like
Exons: 4
Coding region: 144-659 (171 amino acids)
Biological process (GO): GTP biosynthetic process; UTP biosynthetic process; CTP biosynthetic process
Molecular function (GO): nucleoside diphosphate kinase activity
Source: RefSeq, a predicted model, not a curated record
ACAACAGCAUACUAUUCUGCAACCGUUUUCUUUUCCUUUUCUUUUCUCACGAAAUCUGAUCUCAAUUGUAUUCCUUCGCUGUCCAUCACCUUGCGGCCGCUACACAAUAUCAAACACCCCUGCGGUCUCCUCACUUGUUUUACAUGUUCAUUUGCUCGAUACUAACAGCCUUUCAAAUCCUCAUCAGACUAGCCAUGGGCGACCCAAAUGCCGAACGUACUUUCAUCAUGAUCAAGCCCGAUGGUGUUCAGCGUGGACUUGUUAACAAGAUCAUCAAACGUUUCGAGACCAAGGGAUUCAAACUGGUCGCUAUGAAAUUCGUCUGGCCUUCUGAAGAAUUGUUGAAGAAGCACUAUGCUGAUCUUUCCAGCAAAGCAUUCUUCCCCGGUCUUAUUAAGUACAUGUCAUCUGGACCUGUCGUCCCCAUGGUAUGGGAAGGAUUAGAUGCUGUGAAAACUGGACGUGUCAUUCUUGGUGCUACUGACCCAAAAAACUCAAACCCUGGAACAAUUAGAGGAGAUUUAUGUAUCCAAGUUGGCCGUAAUAUUAUUCAUGGAUCGGAUGCUGUAGAAUCUGCCAACAAAGAAAUUGCAUUGUGGUUCACUGAAAAAGAAGUGGUCCCAUGGACAAAGGCUAUUGACUCUUGGGUCUAUGAAUAAAUAUAAUAAACACGGUAUUAAUAUUUAAGUAACAUGCGAGCUUAAAUAAAACCUAAUUUAGGGUUUGUACUUGUAAUUCAUCAUUUUAAUAAAUACAUUGAUAUAAAAUAA